AUGCAGUUUCGUGUGGACAUGGCCACAAAGAAAAUUAUGAGCAUUAUCCGGCAGAUGUUGAAUCACCUCAGCAACCUCAGGAAUCCUUUGAGCCAGCGUGGCGGUGACUGCAGCUCGGCGUGGCGGAGCCCUUUGUUUGCGGUGGGCAUCGCAACAUUCAACCGUCAGCUCUCAGCUGAUUGCUGCUGUGUGUUUCCUGCAGUGUCGGCUGCAGGAAACUGCGGCUCUCCUCCUCCUGUUCUCUGUGACGCUGCACCAGUGGUUGCAGUAAGUGGUGGCCUGUCAUCAGCCACCACACUCAUUGACUGUUGCUGUUUUGGCUUUGCUGUCCCGUUUCUGGCCUUGCUGUUCUGGUUUGGCUGUUGUGCUACAUUGGACACUGGAUAUCGUCUCUGUCCGGUGCUGUAUUGGCCAAGUCGGGUUCGGCCCGAGUGUUUCGCCCGCGGACCUUGGCUCGUGUCCCCUCCCCUUCUCCGGACGGUCCGGCUCCUGCUCGUCUUUCCGGACCUGAUCUUCUACCGGUGCUGGGUACCUGAGCGGCAGUCCAACCUGGUGGUGGCGUUUUCACGGUUUCCUUGUGUUCUUUUUUUUUUUGUGCGUCAUGUCACAGGUGUGGUGGUGGACCCUUCCCCUUAUUUUUGGUUUCCUGUUGCGGUGGUCAGUCUCAGCCCUGUCCUCCAUUAUUUUGUUUUUGUCAGCCUGAGUGUUGGCUGA
This is a messenger RNA of Sphaeramia orbicularis (orbiculate cardinalfish), 714 nucleotides long. RefSeq lists its product as uncharacterized. The transcript has 5 exons. The record is from RefSeq and is a predicted model, not a curated record. The coding region runs from base 1 to 714 and encodes 237 amino acids. Lineage: Eukaryota; Metazoa; Chordata; Actinopteri; Kurtiformes; Apogonidae.